Molecule: messenger RNA, 600 nt
Organism: Echinops telfairi (small Madagascar hedgehog)
Lineage: Eukaryota; Metazoa; Chordata; Mammalia; Afrosoricida; Tenrecidae
Product: transcription initiation factor TFIID subunit 12-like
Exons: 2
Coding region: 16-600 (194 amino acids)
Biological process (GO): RNA polymerase II preinitiation complex assembly; DNA-templated transcription initiation
Cellular component (GO): transcription factor TFIID complex; SAGA complex; SLIK (SAGA-like) complex
Molecular function (GO): TBP-class protein binding; DNA binding; protein heterodimerization activity
Source: RefSeq, a predicted model, not a curated record
AAAGCUCGACAGAUUAUGAACCAGUCUGGCCCCUCAGCCUUAAUCAACCUCUCCAAUUCCUCGUCCAUCAAACCAGAACCAGCCAGCACCCCUCCGCAAGGCUGCACGGCCAACAGCACGACGGUGGUAAAGAUACCAGGCAUUCCUUGUGCUGGAGGGCGGCUCAGCCCUGAAAACAAUCAGGUAUUGACGAAGAAGAAAUUGCAAGAUUUAAUAAGAGAAGUGGACCCUAAUGAGCAGUUGGAUAAAGAUGUAGAGGAGAUGCUGCUGCAGAUUGCUGAUGAUUUUAUUGAGAGUGUGGUGACAGCAGCCUGCCAGCUUGCCAGGCAUCGCAAGUCCAGCACCCUGGAGGUGAAAGAUGUCCAGCUGCAUCUAAAGCGCCAGCGAAACAUGUGGAUCCCAGGAUUUGGCUCUGAAGAAAUCCGCCCCUACAAGAAAGCUUGCACCACAGAAGCUCACAAAGAGAGAAUGGCACUGAUCCGGAAAACAACUAAGAAAUCACCACGGAAGGGUCAGGGACUGGACAACAAUGAUUUGGAGAUACUUGAGCUGAGAAUAAAGAGGUUAUUAAUCGGGAAAAUAAAGACUGGGGACAUCUAG